Aureobasidium melanogenum CBS 110374 is the source of this 5502-nucleotide messenger RNA. RefSeq lists its product as uncharacterized. Gene Ontology annotation, biological process: Golgi to endosome transport. Lineage: Eukaryota; Fungi; Ascomycota; Dothideomycetes; Dothideales; Saccotheciaceae. Gene Ontology annotation, cellular component: endosome; trans-Golgi network. The transcript has 2 exons. The coding region runs from base 1 to 5502 and encodes 1833 amino acids. The record is from RefSeq and is a predicted model, not a curated record.
AUGCCUUUUGAACCCGGUGAUGGUCGGCGCUCCGUGUCGCCUCUGAGUACGGGACGCUCCUCGCCCGCUCUCCGUGCUCCUCGCCGGGUCGAGGACGCUGUCGCCCAGAAAGACAAGACCACUCGUCGCUAUGCCACUGCGAUAGACCGUGCUCUGUUAUCCUUCGACAGCGCCCAGCAAGAAUGGGCUGACUACAUUGCCUUUCUAGCCCGCCUACUCAAGGCCCUCCACCCUCCUCCUCCCGCUCUCGAGUAUCUUCCUCACGCUCACUCCGUCGCUUUGCGUCUGGCGCAAUGUCUCAAUCCUGCUCUACCCUCUGGUGUUCACCAAAAAGCUCUCGAUGUCUAUGCUACCAUCUUCUCCUUCCUGCCACCUCCGUCGCUCGGCCAAACCUUACACGUAUACCUGCCUGGCUUGGUUCCUGUCUUAUCCUUCGCAUCUCUUUCCGUACGCCCCAUCUUCUACUCGGUCAUCGAGGAUCACAUCUUGAAGUUAGACUCUGAACACAUUCGUCCUGCCACAAAGUCUCUAAUCUUGUCAUUGCUGCCUGGCAUUGAGGAUGAAACAAGCGAGGACUUUGACAGAGCUUUCCGUAUUCUGGACGUUCUGCGGAAAUGCUCUUCUCGUGACAUCGAGGAUGACCCAGAUGCUGAAGGAAGAGAUGGUUACUUCUGGCAAUGUUUUUUCCUCGCUGUAAUCACGAAUCCUUCUCGUAGGCAAGGUGCUCUGGCUUUUCUGACUCGUAAGCUUCCCAAUUUCACCUCAACCGAAACAUCUCCGGAUUCGAGCAAGGUGGAAGAUCGCACGCUUCCUCUGGCUGCACAAGCUGCUAUCAACCCUGAGCCUGGUCUCCUCGUGCGUUGUUUUGCUGCCGGUCUUCAGGACUCGCAGAUUCUGGUGCAGCGUGGCUUCCUUGAUCUCCUAGUCACACACUUGCCUCUACAUUCUCCCGUCUUUCGCAAUCACGUCCGAUCCAAAGACAUGGUAUUGAUCACUACUGCUGCCGCAAGUUGUGUUCUGAGAAGAGACAUGAGUCUGAACCGUAGGUUGUGGUCAUGGUUUCUCGGCCCUGACCCGACGGCCUCAGAAGCUGAAGACGGUGCGCCCCUCUCGCCUACAGAUUCACGUGGUAAUGUCUCCCAAAAGCAAGCUCUGUAUUUCCAGAAGCAUGGUGCGGCAGCGCUUGAGAAAAGUAUCAUCAAUAUGCUUGGCCAGCAAAGUACAAACCCAACCGUCCGUGCAAAGCCCUUCCGCAUAUGUCUAUCCUUGAUGGAUCGCUGGGAAGUUGGCGGCUUGAUUGUUCCAAAGAUUCUACUUCCUGCUCUCAAAAACGCGCACGACUACAGCCAAGCCAGUUCGCCCGUGCAACUUGAAGAAGUUAUUCGCAGUGCAAGCCUGUUUUUCGAUGGCGUUGAGAGCAGCUUGAUAUGGUCGCGCCUUAUAAGUGUGCUUCUGUCUUCCUUUGACUCGCGACGAUCUGCUGAAAAGGAUUCAUUGCAUGGUCUCGAAUUUCUCCAUUUCGUCACUGAUCGGUUCGAUGUGCGCGAUGAAGAAAUGCUUCUGAGGCACAUUCCAAAUACUCUCCUGAUCCUUUUUGCCCGUCUUGCUUCCAUUUUGAAUGAGGGACAGGGUGAAUCAGAACACUUCAUGACCCUUGUGUUGACUUUUGCGCAAAGACUACUGCGUCUUCUUCCUCCGCGUACCUUUGAGCAAGACGAGAAAGACGGUUCUAAUCAGUCUGCUUGGCAAGCCGAGAAUUGCUCGUCAGUAGCCAAAUCACUAACGCAACAAUACAUCAGAGAUGAUUUUGAAGACAACGUUACAGAUAUCGAAAGGCUCGAUCGACGAAGAACUGCUGAAUAUACACUUCAAAAUGUCGUUGAAGUCCUGAGAUCAGCUUUGACAUCAGACACCUUUACAAACCAGCUGGGUCUGAUAACAGAUUGUUUUGUUAGCAUUAUAACCAAGACCCCCAACUCCCAAGCAUUCCGCAACGCAGUCAUCUACGACACUUUCAAAAAGGUGCUUGGAAAAGAGAGCCUGUUACGAGAUUCUUCGACCGAGCAGUCAUCCUUCUUAGUCAUUAGCUCGAUCAUGUCAGUCAUAGUUGCCAGUGUUGCUGGGAAUCAGUCGCCGUACUUCAGUCAUGCACAGGUCAUGGAUCUUCAGACUAACGUCCUCAACGGUGUAUGGCAUCAUCUAUCACCAUUCAGACCGAAGUAUCAUGUCGAGGCAGUAAGACUGAUAUGGCAGCUGGAGAGCUUGACUAGAGCUGAACACCAAGUUGAAGCACGAUUGGCCUUACUCGUUGGUGAUCAAUCCGAGGUAGAUGGUCCGGAAAUAGCCUCUCGAUUCACGGUUCUUUGGGAGCAUACCAUGCAGAGUCUCAGCCCAAGAUCAGAAGGCUCCGGAAGGCCUUUGUCUCGCAGACCUAGUGUCAUGCCUGCUUCGGGCGAGUUCGGUAGUGAUGUCGACCCGGAGAGGGUUCUGACAAGACCAUUGCUGUUGCUCUUAGAUUCGCUGAAUGCUGAGGGUACAGGUGCAGCAGAUGUCGUCCGUUCAUGGCUACAAAGCCUGUCUAGUCUCGACAGAAUUUUCUUUAUCAUAUGCUCCAAGCUCCAAAAUGACAUGGACACCUUCGCUCGCGAAGCAGGAAAGAAAGAAGCUCGGCAUCGGACACGAAGAAAUGCAGAGCAAAGUCUAGAUGGUGUCUACUUCUGUCUUCAACACCUACGGAAUCUCCUACGCAAUCCCAACGAGCACAUGUGGCUCACUCUCUCGAAUCUCCAAUUUAACUUUUCGAGUACAUCUAGGCUUGAAACCUCAAAGCAUGAUGCCGUUGAGUUCUUGUCAAGAAUUUGUCUGAAGACUCUUGCUUUGCAAGGACACGCAAUCCCCCAGUCUCUGCAGCAUGCAUCUCUGACUAUACUUCAAACACUACUCGAGUGUCCUGACUCAUCCGUCUUGAAGCAGAUGGAUAUUGACGAUGCGCUCAUCAGUACGCUCAGCAAGGCCUUGAAAGGCCCAAUUGGAGCGCUUCAGACUGUCUACCUCGAAACAAUAUCGAAAGCUCUCAGACUACGAGCAACGUCAGGCCAAAGCACGUUUGUGCCACCCCGGAGCCCACUUGCUUCUCACAGACCUUCACUCACCAUCGAAGUCCCAGAUAAGAUGCCACAACCAGUGAUCUCUACACCACCACCGGAGCUCUUGGAUUGUCUACGUGCCGGUCUGUCAUCACCUUCCAGUCGUCUUUUCCUCGAACAUUGGGUCGAAUUCCUUGAUCAAGUCUUGCCACUCUACGCAGAUGCUGUGUUUGCGAACUUGUUACCACUUGUCGAGUGCAUAUGUAAGCAGGUUUCAACUGCUUUCCGAUAUGUGAAGCACAUUUCACACUCGACGCAUGAGCAAAUUGAGUCGGUCCCUAUAUCAACGUUAUCAGCACUGCUACAUGGACUCGAGCUUGUCCUCGCUCAUGUCCAUCGUCAGUUCCAGAGUGAAGAGAUCGUUAGCCCCGUGCCAAAAUCUCCAGAGCCAUCGCAAGGCUUCUUCGGUAACAUAUCCGGUGUUUUCUCGCAGGACGGACAGCACGCACCUCCAACCAAAACGAGUCGCAUCAAUAGCAGACUCACCAUGAUAUUGUCGUUCCAAGACGCUAUCAGAAUUUGCUUCUCUAUCUGGGCGUGGGCGAGCAAUGAGAGUGGCCGGUCGGACACUACGUGUGCAGCAACUACCUCACUGAACGCCCUCAAGUUGAGAAACCGUACGAGAAAGAUUCUUGAAAAUCUCUUUGCUGCUGAAGAGUUGGAGUGCCUCGAAACACUAGCUCUGAUAUGGUCUCGGCCAGCCCCUUCUAACGAAGCCGAAUCUGCAGCCGUUUUCGAUUUACUUCUGGUCUUGGAUGGAUCUCGGCCCAAGAACACAGUGCCGGUCAUCAUCAAUGCACUCUACAGUCGGACAAACAUCGAUGCCUUGGAUAUCGGGCGUAGAUCGAGCUUAACGUCUGACCUGUCCACCGCUGAAGUGGCUGCCUUCUUGCUCAGCUACUCACGCGCAAUCGAAGACGAUGCGACCGAUGAAAUAUGGAGCGAGUGCAUGAUCUUCCUGAGAGAUGUACUCUCAAAUCCACUACCUCAUAGACAGAUAUUGCCAUCUCUUCUGGAGUUCACCGUCUUGCUCGCUGAGAAGAUUGACAACACCAACUUUGGCGAAUUGCGCAAGAUGCGACGCGAGUUAGGCGACAUUUUCCUCCGACUGCUGACUGCAACUUUCACUGCACGACCACUAGGCAACAUUCUGGAGGCUCCAUCGACUGGAUCGCAACUUCCCAGUGGAGCUAGCGAUCUGAUUCACAGCCUUCUCUAUGUCACGCCAAGGCUCUCAGCAAUUCUGCAAAGCAACGACAGGGUUCAGACUGCUGUAAACACCAUAUCGAGCAAUGUCAUGACGCCAGCCUUCCAUGCAAAGGCGUUCCCUGAGAAUGUCAAUAAGGACUUGUUGACGCUUUUUGAACAUGUCGCUCAGCAAGGGCCGACUUCCAAACAAUGGAAGAAGGAUAUUGCAGAUGCCUUCAACAACCCUCGGUUGUUGACAUGCUCUGCAAAUUUGAUGCACCAAGGAUGGUAUCCUGUGUUGCGCAAGUGGGCGCUCGGUGACAAGGACCGUCUUCCUGAGCUCUUAUCCAAAAUCACCGCUCCUUCAACAGCUGGUAUAAUGUUCGGUGUCGGUGCCAAUGCAGCACGACUCGAAGCUGAUCGAAGGACACAGCUUACCCUGCGAAAGAUGAUACUUCUCAUGCUCGCCUGCGAGCAAGACAUUUUCGUUGGUAAUCUGACACAGAUUGUGGACAAACUCGUCGAUUUGUGCACGGCUGAUGCCUCCUCCUCGCCAUCAUCCACCACAAGGGCAGAAGUCUUCAUGGUCUUACGAGCAAUGAUUCUUUGCUUUUCGCCAAUACAUCUAUCUGCUGUCUGGCCCGUUCUCAAUGCAAACUUGCAGAAAGCCAUCACUACAUGCCUGCCUGGUGGUCACGACCAAGACACGUACAGCAACCUCUCGUUGUUGCAAGCUUGCAAGCUCCUUGAUCUGCUGACUACACUAUCACCUGACGAGUUCCAGCUACACGAGUGGCUCUACAUCACCGACACCAUCGACGCCGUAUACCGACCUGUCGACCUCAACCCUGUUGCCUUGACCGACGAGGCAGCCGAAGCUCUCGGUAUGGAGAACUCUGAGCAUUCCGCCUUUACGCCGCCAACCACCAUCGGCAACUCGUACAGCGAGGCGGGUGUCAGAAAACCGUUCUUGGGAGGGUCUGUCGUGGACGGCGCAGACACAAAAGCAAUGGCCAGAGACGACUUCUUGCGUGGCGUGUUGCAGCCUUUCUUCAGCCAAUUGAGCAUGUAUUCGUACGAAGCCACGUAUAGUAUGAGUGUGCCAGACGUAGAGUUGUGCAGGCGUUAUUUGCUGGAAGAUGUCUUGGAUGAGAGCACUAUGGCGUAG